Molecule: messenger RNA, 1353 nt
Organism: Hymenoscyphus albidus
Lineage: Eukaryota; Fungi; Ascomycota; Leotiomycetes; Helotiales; Helotiaceae
Source: the annotation of a GenBank genome assembly
UUGAACCAUGAAAGUGGCGUUAAAGAAAAUCGGUUGGUCGAGUUGGAGGACAAAAUUAAGGCUUUGACAAUCGAACUCGAUAGUCUAAAGAAGUCAACAUUCGAAAAGAAACGUGCUACAAGCUUGGUUGCAGAAGAUGGAGGGCUAUUGUAUGAAUCCUAUUGCGAAAACGGUGCCACCACACUACCCCAAAACACAUCACCAGAUUCUAGGCAAGACUUUGAGAUGAUUGACAACUGCCGUUCUAAUGGCGGACAAGAGGUAAUCAGCGCGAACCAGACUCCUAAUGUGCCCAUUAACGGCGGAGACGAGAUUGCAUCGACAAACACACCUGAUAACCAGGAGAAGAAGAGACGAAAAACACGCAAGAAGAAGAAGAAGAAGAAGAAGACUGAAGAUCCUCAGGUUUCAAGCCAAGUACAAGUCGAUCCCCGCUCCGAUGGUGAAACCGGCGAAAGAAUCCCAGCCGUGCAGGCGAAUGUGAAAACUAUCGAGGAACUCGAAGCACUUUCAAAAGGGUUUUUGCUCAAAGCUGUUGAAGAAGUUGAUUUUCAUAUGGAGCAGUAUGGCACGAUGAUGAAGCUAAGCGAGACACGUCAAACGAGGGGAGGUGUUUUGGACAAUUGCGAUAUCGAAACUUACGUAAGAAGAUCUGCAAUAGCCAGUAAUAAGCAGAGAUUCCCCAAAUUCGCUCACCUAUUCCAACACCUCCGUCAAGGCCCCUUAAAUGAGAACCACAUAGGAACCGGCCGAUCACUAGAGACGAGUCAGAUUAUUUACAGCAGCCUUUGGACGACUUCAACAACUCAUGCAUUGAAUCAUGUGAAAAUUGAUGAGGUUAUGCCUACUCGAAUCAAACUAACAAAGUUCUUCGUCAAGCAGAUCGUGGACAGAGUCAUGGGCCGAAGAGGCAAAAGGGGGGGUGAACAAGAAGAGCUGUGCGUAGAAUUUCUCGCCGAGAUUGACGCUGUGUCACAAAAUUUGGCAAAUGCUAGUGGUGCCUGUGCGCCAGUUUGUAUGGCAAUAAUUAUGGAGUACUUUGUGCAUUAUAUGGAUGACAUGGAGGAUAAGAUGGUAACAAAGCUGGGCAAGGUCGUUUCCGAGUUGGAAGAGAUGAAAGCUGAGGUUAUCAAUUCGAAGAUACGAGAGGAUGAAGCGAACACGGAGAGAUUGAGUUUGUCGAAUGAGGUCGCUGAAGCUAAGAAAGCGAUUGGUGUAUUGGCACAAAAUGUAGCCUUCCCAGCCCGAAGCAUCGGUUUUCUUCCUUCUUACACUGCUCCUCUUACCAAAGUGUUGGAAAGCCCCGAUGUCUCGGGAGAUGGUACUCGAAAGGAUACUUCUGGCGUCGAGUAA